Phaeoacremonium minimum UCRPA7 is the source of this 1953-nucleotide messenger RNA. RefSeq names its product putative acetyl-coenzyme a synthetase protein. The record is from RefSeq and is a predicted model, not a curated record. Gene Ontology annotation, cellular component: cytosol. Bases 1 to 1953 code for a protein of 650 amino acids. NCBI's taxonomy places the organism in Eukaryota, Fungi, Ascomycota, Sordariomycetes, Togniniales, Togniniaceae. Gene Ontology annotation, molecular function: AMP binding; acetyl-CoA synthetase activity. The transcript is spliced from 5 exons.
AUGGCUGAAGGUGCUCCCAAGGCUCCUGUGGUCGCAGAGGCCCAUGAGGUCGACACUUUCCGCCUGGAGGAUUAUCAGCAGCUCUACAAGGAGUCCAUCACAGAGCCCGAGAAGUUCUGGGGAAGAACCGCCCGUGAACUCCUGUCGUGGUCCAAGGAUUUCCAGACAGUCCACGCCGGCAGCUUCGAGGGCGGCGAUAAUGCUUGGUUUUUGGAGGGAGAGCUCAAUGCUUCAUACAACUGUGUUGAUCGCCAUGCCAUCAAGGACCCCAACAAGGUUGCCAUCAUCUACGAGGCCGACGAGCCGAAUGACGGCCGCACACUCACCUACGCAGAGCUUCUCCGCGAGGUCUGCAAGACUGCCUAUGUCCUGAAGCAGAUGGGCGUCAAGAAGGGCGACACCGUUGCCAUAUAUCUGCCCAUGAUUCCCGAGGCCGUGAUCGCCUUUCUCGCCAUCACCCGAAUUGGUGCCGUCCACUCAGUCGUCUUUGCCGGCUUCUCAGCCGACUCUCUCCGAGAUCGAGUGCUCGAUGCUCAGUCCAAGGUCGUCAUCACCACUGACGAGGGCAAGCGUGGCGGAAAGCUCAUUGGCACCAAGAAGAUCGUCGAUGAUGCUCUGAAGCAGUGCCCCGACGUGUCGCACGUCUUGGUCUACAAGCGCACUGGUGCUGAUGUCCCAAUGACCAAGGGCCGGGAUUGGUGGUGGCACGAGGAGGUCGAGAAGUGGCCCUCGUACAUUGCUCCUGAGCCUAUGAACUCCGAGGACCCUCUGUUCCUCCUCUACACCUCCGGCUCGACUGGUAAGCCCAAGGGUGUGAUGCACACAACCGGUGGAUACUUGGUCGGCGCUGCUGCCACUGGCAAGUACGUCUUCGACAUCCACGACGGUGACCGCUACUUCUGUGGUGGUGAUGUCGGCUGGAUUACCGGCCACACCUAUGUAGUCUAUGCGCCGCUCCUCCUCGGUGUUUCCACUGUCGUUUUUGAGGGUACUCCUGCGUACCCCAAUUUCUCCCGCUACUGGGACAUCAUUGAGAAGCACCAGAUCACUCAAUUCUAUGUCGCCCCCACUGCUCUGCGGUUACUCAAGCGUGCUGGUGACCAGUGGGUGAAGAAUGAGAUGAAGCACCUGAGAGUCCUCGGUUCUGUCGGUGAGCCAAUUGCCGCAGAGGUCUGGAAGUGGUAUUUCGAGGUUGUUGGCAAGGAGGAGGCGCAAAUCGUCGAUACCUACUGGCAAACAGAGACUGGCUCCAACGUCAUCACACCUCUUGCGGGCGUCACUCCGACGAAGCCCGGAUCUGCUUCUCUGCCCUUCUUUGGCAUUGAGCCCGCGAUCAUCGAUCCCGUAUCAGGAGAGGAGAUCCACGGCAACGAUGUCGAGGGCGUGCUUGCUUUCAAGCAGCCGUGGCCUAGCAUGGCUCGCACCGUCUGGGGUGCGCACAAGAGAUACAUGGACACAUAUCUGAACGUGUACAAGGGCUACUACUUCACUGGUGAUGGUGCUGGCCGUGACCACGAGGGCUUCUACUGGAUUCGAGGACGUGUCGACGACGUCGUCAACGUAUCCGGUCACCGUCUGUCGACAGCUGAGAUCGAGGCUGCCCUGAUUGAGCACCACGCCAUUGCCGAGGCUGCCGUCGUCGGUGUUGCUGACGAACUGACUGGCCAGGCAGUCAACGCCUUUGUCGCCAUCAAGGAUGGCAAUGAGGCCAGCGAUGCCCUUCGCAAGGAGUUCAUCCUCCAAGUCCGCAAGAGCAUUGGUCCCUUUGCCGCUCCCAAGGCCGUCUACAUCGUGCCUGAUCUGCCCAAGACCCGCAGCGGAAAGAUCAUGCGCCGUAUUUUGAGGAAGAUCCUGGCUGGUGAGGAAGAUCAGCUCGGCGAUACCACAACUCUAUCGGACCCGACGAUUGUUGAUAAGAUCAUCACCGUCGUCCAUGACGCAAAGAAGAAAUAA